Molecule: messenger RNA, 6436 nt
Organism: Amoebophrya sp. A25
Lineage: Eukaryota; Dinophyceae; Syndiniales; Amoebophryaceae
Source: the annotation of a GenBank genome assembly
UUUGGGGAUCGACACAUAUUGAGAAAGAUGGGACGAGACAAGCUAAAACUUUGUUCCGAUUCUUUUUUGACUGUAAUCAACAGGCAGUGGCUUUUGCCUCACCGAUCGAAACUGAUAGGCAUAGCGCGCACUGCUUACGCAACUGGUGAUGAGCGCAACUGACCCCAUUCAUUCUCGAAUCCUUUGUGAUUGUGUUGAGCAUGCUAUUGACACCUGCGAGUAGACACAUGAUCACGUCGUGCGAGGGGAACAGGAGAGGAGUCGAGAGAUCGCUCAUGAGACUCGCAAGACUAUGAGAGAACGAAUAUCAAUGAAUCUGAAUUAUGUGUUCACGUACUGUCUGAAAUCAUCAAUUAUGAAGGUAGAAGAUCUUCCGCAAAGAAAGAUGGCACGCUCGCACAACUCGCCCAUAUGCUCUCUGGCAUCAGUACUGCUAUGUUGCCUCUGUGUCUGGCGAGAUGUCGUGGUGAAUGCGAACGAGAAGGUCUUGGAACUAAUCGAGGAGUUCACCAGCUGGCCGGAUCCUGGCGCGUCGCAGUGCCAUGCCCUUGAGUUUAGGGCACCUUCGAGCCGCGACCUAGACGGGAGUAGGGGCACUGGUAUGGCUACGAUUUGGUAGUAGUUCCUAUUCUGUGUGAUUUAAAUUUUCAUUUUUGUGUCUGCUGUCUCCGUUCUCUGGCUGCAAAUCAUAUGCCUGCCUGCGGACAAAGUAAGUACAGGAACACCUAGUAGAGAAGCACCGCUGUCUUCUCUAAAAAAAGUUCUGUUGACCGCCUCCACGACACAACAGCCGUUGAUCCGGAAGGUGGGAAUAGUUUGCUGCGGUAUCAGGAUGUCGUGGUCAGUAUCGAGGAACAUUUUGAGGUGGCUGGGAAUACAACCCAGGGCGCAAGCAGACGACAACGCUUAUACGAGAAUGUGUUGGCACUCGGAAUGUUUCUCGAGACUCUGUUGCCUUCUGGUGCCUUGUCGAAUGGAGGUGGUACCCCGACUAGUACUCCCAUGGGAACAACAGGUCGUUCGCGUGUGAUCAAGUUUUCUGUGCCAACGCGACGACUGAACCUACCGGCUGAAAGAAGCGUUCGCAUGAUCGUGGAAAAGACAGAAGAAAUCAAUUUGACUCUUCGAUCUUCUAGUAGUAUACAGCUGAAGACAUCAAUCGAGGAACAAGAUUCAUCGGCGAAAGACCCUGAUACGCAAACGUCCUUCCUCGAAUCCAGGUUGUUGUUAGCGCUUUUACAGGGUCUCCUUCUGGAGAAAGAAGUGAAAGACAGCAGUGGACGGGAACCAAAAUGGGUAUUGGAAUCAGAUGGAGAGCGGGACCAGCAAGGAGUCGGACUGCUUGAGCUUGUCAGUCGAGAUGAGAGCUUAGCACGCGCACUGCAUGCGGCAAUGCAUCAACGUGGGUGGAUUCAGUGUCCGCACGAUAGAAGACAGGCAUUGUUAAGGCUUUGGGAAGGGAAACAACUCAAGUUUAGUGUAUAAUGAGUUAAAUCAGUGUUUGGGGUGUGUUGACGCACACUACGAACAUGAGGAAUCAUGUUACGAGAGAUGUACUUACUUUUUACGAACGGUACCAUCAAGCGCUAAUGCCAUUGAUGUCAGGAGCGCAAGGAAGCGUUUCCACCGAAGCGCCUCUUGGCAUUCUAGACGAGGACAGUGACGGAGAUGCGUCGACGCGUCGACUGACUGCUGACCGAGUGCAUGCGUCUAGAAUUGCAAAGCAAAGGUUAUCUUCUGCAGGUGUCCACCACGGCGGUACUAGACAUAAGUCUUUGAGUGACCCCGCUGAGAUUCAAACUUCUGGAACAACUGACAAAAUCCCCUCAACAUCAGAAGUCGCACGUGGUGUAACACUGCCAACGCGCGAACGCGUGGUUGUUAAUUGGCAUAGUGCGGGAUUUCCCAGUGCGACGGCUGAAAUUGUGUUCCGACAGCAAUUCGAGGCCCUUGGGGUUUCCGCCAAUCUGGCGAAAAAGGCUGAACUCGAGUGGGUCUUUCAAGCAUUACGAGCGCAGCUGCGCAAGUGGCGCGCGUCCUUCGCACAUCUCUAUCUUCGUGCAAACGGCUGUCAUCUUAGGCUGGGUCAUCUUAGACCGAAGGAGACCAAUCAGAAGGAUGAAGAGGUUGAGGAACGACAGGAAAAGUCGCCAGGUCAUGAGCACCAUUCGAAAGCAGUUGUACGGGAGAUCUUCUUCCAGCAUGAUGAUUAUCACGAACCGGCCCGUGCUCAAAGGCGACGCACAUUUUAUCACACUGAGAUUUUCCGGCAAUACCCGUAUUACAACGCGAAGGCUCGAGCUGUGCAGGAGACUUUGUCCCAGAUCCGCAAGGGCUUACGCUACCCUUUUCCAGAUCACUACUACGACACAGCGACUCCGGAGCAAGGAUACCAGUAUUAAGAAAGUGUGUGGUUCUAGGUAAUGCAUUUUCAAAGUCGUCUGCGAUAAGCAGUCAAGAAGAGCAACCCUAUCUGAGACGCAUUUCCUACACCUCUAACAGUACUAUCGCGACCAGAAGUAUCACUAUCGCGACAGGCACAGACAUACAUUUUCGGACUUCACAGACAAAUUGGAAGCUUACAAGGUGCACGAUGGUCUAGGAAAAUAUACGAGCAUGGGCGCGAUGUAUGCCUAUUUUCUGCUUACCGAAGGAUUCAUGUCCUUUCAAAAGCUGCUGUAUGUUACGGAAGGACCAUACGUUCUCAGAGACGGCUACUUUUCUUGUAGUUUGAUAUGAUUCCAGAGAAAAUUUGCGAAUACAGAUGAGAUCAUCUGGAAUCUCUCAUCCUCUCAGCGUCACCAUUCCACACAGGAGCUUUCAUGUUAGACAAGUGCUUUCCCGCGUCGUUGUUGUUUGCAGCUGUGUACCACCACGACAAGUUUUUGGAGGUGAAUGGAGACAUCUGGGCGCCGAUUUAUGAGGCGCAGCGGAAUUUCGCACUCAUUCAGACGGGCAUCCAGAGAUUCGAUAUUAUGGCUCAAACCGCGAGUUUCCGCGUCGGCAGCGCCUGGACAGAUGAGGACAUGCUUGGCCCUUUGUCAGUUCGAGGAGAGGGGAGUGCUGUAUUACGAAAAGGACAAGGAGUGUGUGCUACUUAUGUUUGCUCUAGUGUACUGGUGGGCUCUACUAUCUGCUCUGUUAUGAAGCUUUUACCGUCCCACUUGUGUGUACAUUAGUGCCAACAGUUCUUCUCGACAAGCGUGUAAAUAGUUCUAAUGAUCGAGGAUUAUCCUGAAGAAGACGAGGAAAGCCGUCCACGUGGAGGCGGUGGUGAACAUGCUGGAGUUCGCGCCGCUCUAGACAAAGUGAAAAGUGAUACUACGGCUGCCUUUCGAGUAAUGUACGAGUCUCAAGCUGCAGGCAACGAAAUGUUUGCUCUAGAAAUGAGCCACGAGCAUACUGCGGACUAUCGACGCGGCAAUCUCACGAAGGAGAAACGCAUGCAGAACUACAAUUAAGCUAGCAGAGGUAAUGAAAAUCAACAAGUUGAUACCAGCAGGAAUUCUAACGAAUCGCCAGCCAAGAAUUUAGUGUAAGCAGUUUUAUUUGUCUCUGACUCUCUAGGCAUCCUUUCUAAUUUUUAGACGUGCUGUGGGAGAUCAAUCAUCUCUUUACCGAUGUGAUGCAGAUAGAAUGGGCUCCAAAAGGCGGAACUUUGAUGGCUUUUUUGCGAUACGCGGCUAACUCGCACCCGUCAGAAGAGCACCACGAUUUGGAGAACGAUGACAUUGACUUGUAUACUUAGAACUAUGUUAAUAGCAUGAGCGUGGAAAAAACUACGUUUUUUACAGACAACAUGUCUAUCGCGCGAGUCAGCUGAGACUCUGUACUUCACCCCGAAUUCGCCUCAGGUUCAUCGGUGCGGAGUCCGAGACGCAUUCACAGCACAUCAUGCUGGAGAUCACAGAAAGGCUGAAGCGAUCGCCACACGGUGCAUUCCACUGUUUCGGCAAGAGUGUCCAUCACGCCGCAAACUUCACGUGGCGAAACGACCUGCUGUUUUGCAUGCGAAAAGAGCCUGUGCUGAUGCUCCUCGACAUCGGAUCUUACUUGAAACUCGGAAACUUGGCUGUGAGUCACCGGUUAUGCGAAGGCGCUUCCCAAUUCACGAGCGACCCGGUCAACUGCGAAGUCCAUAACGAGUUGGUUUUUCAGAAGAACAACAUAACCUUAGACGAAAUAUACCCUUCGGAGAAAUGCCGCGCGUGGAAUAUGACGCUGCCUUGCCCGGUUCCGGAGAAAGCACUGAAAACGGUAUAUCUAUUUCCCUACAGCAGAAAAGGACUAGUAAGUAAGGAUUACCAUCCAUCUUGUUCACGCCUGCCUCUAGUUCUUGUAUACUAGACGGCAAUCACGUUUUUUUACUAAUAACUACGAUAUAUAAGGUUAUGAUCGGCGGCCCCAGUGGGAAAGAUGCGAGCUGCCCCUACUUGCCGACGAGGUCUAGACUGGAAAAAUGGAAUGCUAGGGACUGGAUGCGAUUGCUAGACUCGAUGGAGGAGCUAGCUGGUGGCUUCGAUAGCGAUGGCGAUGGUGUCCCGGACACGGAAGUCCUGAACAUCAAACCUUACAUUUAUGAGAAAAAUAGUGUUGUCGUAGAGUAUUUCACCGUUUAAAGGACGGUAGCCAACUUUUUUGAUGGCUUUUGUGGAUUCCUUUCAAACAAGAAGAAAAGUAUCUAUAAUUACACCCGUACACGAUUUAUCAGCGAAUAAGAUCACGACGACAUUUGUUUGUAAGUAGUACGCAAUGAGUUGUUUCAAAUGGUGACAAACUGACACAAAAAAGAGUGUGCAUGUUCAUUCAUGAUCAGUCCUCUUUUCUCUCUCCAUUUCAUCUAAUUUUUCUGGGACGACGCUGCCUGUAGGUUGCUCGUAGAAGAAAAUGCGGAUCGUGUAAUCGUUGAACGUGUGAAGAAAUGUUGUGCAGGCGUAGCAGAUGACAUGCGGCGUCGAUAUCGCUAUUUUGGACCGGAGAGCGGACGCCAACCGCGUAAAGGCGAACUGUUGCCGGUCCCCUACGACUACUCCAGAGACGGCGUCAGCACGUCUGGUCAGCUGGAUGAAUUGCCACCCAUUAUGAGUACGACAGUUUCAAACGACGAAGAAGACCGAUCUGAGAAAAUGUCGCCAUCCUUGCUUGCUGCCAGCGACGAUGCUGUUAACAGUAAUGCGGCUGCGCACGAAAGCCGAAGCACGAGUGACAUGGAUCAUGCUGCUACUACCGAUGAGGAGCGCGAGUUUUUUGGAGACCAGAUUUAAAUCGCGGACAAAAGCGCAGGCUCGUUUUAUCAGGUGGUUGGUUGGGAGCAUUCAGCUGGUUGGUUGUGAGCAGGAGGGGCCUGAUUCGCGACAGACUCUUUUCGAGGACGACAACGGGAAGUCUCACGCGCAAAAAGCACUCGUAGAAGCUGAUAUGCGAAGCUUUUGUCCCGACGAAAAUAGGGGCAGGCCGACCCAGUAUUCCUCAUUGGUGACGAGCGGAACAUGUUGUACCAGACGAGAUAAACUGCGGCUCCCGUGAGGACGAAACUUAUUACAGAGUAUGCGGAAGAAGUGGCUAUCCAUUGCGCCUGUGGGGAAGGCUCCAUUCGGCGCUGGCCUGCGCAGUGAUGUGGGACGGUUUGUUUGAUAGCGAAACUGCGUUCGCAUUGAAUCCGCGACAAGGACGAGAAGGAUGCCGCGGGUAGCCAAUCCAAGGCCACCACUUAUGGAGAUGGCGGAUUGUGGUUGCACUAAUCUAGUGGGUAUCGGUACUAUGUUGUAUGAAGAGGAGGUUGCUAAAUGCUGCGAAGAACGUUUCGAAAUUUGCGACAGGGCCUGUAGGUAUGCAGCAACCUCUUAAGAAGGCCAUGCGACGUUUUGCGCACUCUCGAAGAUACGUUGUAGAGCUUUGUUGUCGGGGCAAAGGAAACAUUGCUCAAACAAAGAUGCUUAGGCGAGUAGUCUGCAGUAGGUAAUUAAGCAGAAAUAGUUUCUAGUGGGUUCGUCCUCAUUCAUACCAGUUCACAGUAAGUAUGAAAAUUAUAGAUCAUCGGAAGACAAUUACUCCACUGUAGGUCCUCGAAUGGUCUUACAAGUAGACGAAAGGAGAACAUUAUAACUGGCGUCUCCAUCUUCACCUAGAAAGAAGGAAUGAAAAUCGAACGAGUUGUUGAGUGUACAACUACAGGUCCCUAAUGUGAGAUGGAGAAUCGUUGAGAUAGUAAUUUCUAGGAUCUGUUCUUCUUUCCUUGUUCUUUUAGAAAUCUGGCACCUGCUCAACAUUCGAAAGAUCUUUGAUGGUGUCGUUCUGUGACAGCGCAAAAAUUCUAAAUGUUGACAGAAGAAUUCUGCCUCGUGUGCACCCGAUCUCUAUUCGACGAUGUUCUGCUUCUAUGCGUUCGGAACGAAGGGUUUCAGGAAUAAAGAAUGUCUUUGACUCGGAAUACGAC